Molecule: messenger RNA, 2243 nt
Organism: Ectocarpus sp. CCAP 1310/34
Lineage: Eukaryota; Phaeophyceae; Ectocarpales; Ectocarpaceae
Source: the annotation of a GenBank genome assembly
UCGCUUGCUGCCUUUUCUCUCAGUACUUCUCCAGACGACGCACCAGCAGCCGCAUCUCACCAGCCGUAGCAGCCAUAAUGGUGUGGACGAAGCAGACUUUUAUUGACCCCCCAACGCUGAGAACCCCGUUGGCUCUUGCAAUUUUCAUCGUCAACAUCUUCCUCCCAGGCAAGCGUGGAGUGGGGACGAUCAUCGUCGGAGCUCUGGCGUGCAGCUGCGAGACUCUGAUAGUGGGCUUGCUGCAGCUCUUCACGUCCUGCAUCAUUAUCGGCUGGGUGUGGUCCAUCUGGUGGGGGUGGGAACUCCUUGAGGUGUCGAGACGGACAAAGGGCGUCGAGCUGCCUUCCGAUAGCAAUGUCGGGGGGGAUGGCUUGCUGUGACCUGAUUGGCUGGUUCGUGGCGUUUUCUGGGGAUGAGACGCGCUGUAGCUUUGGAUAACCGCCUUUGCAGGUACUGAACAGCAGGCCGAUGAAGUUUUUGCCGAAGCCGUACGACGUAAAAAAUCGGAAAUAUACGUGUAUCGGUACAAAACCUUGCGGGUUUUCUCAUUUGCGAGUCAAUGGCGAGUGUUCCUCAAGUGUGUGCGGUUGGUCCCCUCUGGACCAUUUCUAUAUUUGCCAUCGUCGUUCAUGUUCACAGGUGCAACACACACCAACGGAAAGGAACACUUCAAGGUUGCCCUCGGAACCGUCUUCUCGAACUAUGUUGCGGUCGGGAGGGAAUAGCCGAAGUUAGUCUCGGGAGUUAAUUGAUAAUUACAUGCUUUGUAGUAGUUAAGUUUGCGGGGUUCCCUCAGCCCUCGAGCUCUUGGGAGGGCUUUUGGUCGUUAGGGGACAAUAAAGCUUGCCAACGUUCGUCAAACUGUGAAUACAUGACAUUUUUUAUUGCUGUACUGUAACGUUGGUUUACCUUUCGUAGUCUUGGCACUUGUUUCUUUUCGUCUUUUUUUGGUGGAAGUGGUGUGCGCAGGAUAACAGAAGGUUGGUUUGCCGAGCGAGCAUGAGCUGCACGUCAACGCCGUGUGCGGCCCUGUUGGAACGAGCCACACGCCAUUUCUGUGGCAAGGAACUACGGCAUGGUAUGCCCACGACCUUAGGUGCAGAACCGUGGACCCAUUGGAUACACCAAGCAGUGUUUAGCGACCGUGAGACAGAUUUCUCUAUGCAUACGAUUCUUUCACGCAGGAUCGCGGUGGAAUUAUAGCCUAAGCGUGUUGCGGUGUUGAACUCUCGAUGACGUUGGCUGUACAUCAUACGUGAACCAAUUUUUUAUGACGGUUUGAUAUCUCAUGGUUGGAGGGGAAAAGGAUUUUUGUGAAGGAUUCCUGUGGAGGAACUGGUUUAUGGAAGGGUCUCAUUUCCCGCCAGGUCAGGGUACAUUUUCGAAAACGGGGUACAGUUUUGAAGAAGAGCAGCCACGGCAGGGCGUACCCUGCGUUUUUUGUGGCGCAGCGGGGUGAAAGUGGGCGCUGACCAAUGAUAUGGGUUCAUUUCACGCUGUUGAACACAAAAUACCUAGCUGAAUCGCUUUCCGACCAGCGUAUACCCUGCUGUGCCGUUUGCCCUUGAUGGAGUGUCCCAAGUUCCAAGUGUGCUGGUUGGCGAGAAAUAUGAAUGUAUUCCCUUUUAACUUUUUUCGGUGUUUGUUUCGCGUAGUGUGUGCGGGUCGAGCGAAGAGUGCCUGAGAACCGGUGACAGUGCUGACCAUCUCUCAGCAGUUGUGAUCAACACACGUAUGCUAUGCUAUGCUAUGCCAUGCUUCGUCCUCGACAGCCCUCAUUGCUUCCUCCGAAAGUUGACACUGGUUCGUUGGACCACCAAUCGAUGACUUGGGUAGUGCGGCUGCUGGCAAGACUCAUCGACGCGCUCGCCGUCGCUUUCUUGGCCGAAGAUGGCGUUCCGUUGUGCUCUUGCACUGGUCGACUUAUCACCGGAUAAAAAUGCUCGAAGAAGCCCUUCUUGAAGCGCUUUUUUUGGCUGCAAAGUUUUGCAAGAAAAAUAAAAAAGUUUUGGAACCUUUCUUGCAUCUCUCUUUAUGUGCGCGAAGUAUCGGCGUAAAAGGUAAAAGUUGCGCAAAAAGGUUAAGAACUUUUUUCUCGGAUGGAAGAAGUUGCAAUCUGGAGGACAUGUUCUGCAGCUUUUUUGGCGACGAAGGUGUCGAAGAGAAGUUGCCCAGCGCAAUCUCCGCCAUUCCACGUCAAGCUGCUACCACACACGUAGACCCUUGCAGCUUCGAUUGUGGGA